Messenger RNA from Penaeus chinensis, 1794 nucleotides. Its product is annotated as zwei Ig domain protein zig-8-like. The record is from RefSeq and is a predicted model, not a curated record. Gene Ontology annotation, biological process: synapse organization. The coding region runs from base 282 to 1160 and encodes 292 amino acids. Lineage: Eukaryota; Metazoa; Arthropoda; Malacostraca; Decapoda; Penaeidae. The transcript is spliced from 6 exons. Gene Ontology annotation, cellular component: neuron projection membrane.
UUACGACUUGCAAGCUUAGAUAUUAAGUUAUUAAGAAGAUUUAUAAAGCAGAUUUGCAAAUAUUCUCGUUCGCCAUUUAACCGGUGGACACUAUCGUUCCGACAUUAACACUAAUAAAGAUUCCAAGAAAGCAAGUCAUUUUGAUUUUCCAGUAUAAAAAAACAAGGAAAAAAGAGGUGUAAGUGACAAUAGAUGAUAACGAAUAUACUGAAGUUCCCGAGGAUGCAGAAGAUGAUGAUGACCUGAAGGCGCCGCCCUUCCCAUGAUGAGGCUUCAGGAUCAUGUUCAUCCUUCUGUAUGUUAUGUGUAUGACGGCAGCGUCUGUGGGAGGCGGCCCUCAGGAGGUGGACGCCGCAUACCCUCUCUCGGGCGUGACCGAGCUGCCGCCCAUUAACUUCCUCCGCUUCAGGAGGGUCGGGGACACCCUGCUGGUGGAGGAGGAGCAGCCUUACUUCGACAGCUCCAUGUCGUCCACCUACACGGCCUACCUGGGCAAGACAGCGACCCUCACCUGCAUCGUCCACGCGUCCAGGACUGACAAGUCGGUGUCGUGGAUCCGAGGCCGCGACCUGCGCAUCCUGACGGUGGGCGGCUACACGUACACGACGGACCUGCGCUUCGAGGCCCUCCACCAGAAGGCCAGCUCGGAGUGGACGCUCAGGAUCAAGUCGGUGCAGCUGCGGGACCAGGGCAGCUACGAGUGCCAGAUCACCACCAAGCCCAUCAGGACCUUCAACGUCUUCCUCAAAGUCAUAGAGCCGACGGUGGAGGUGGUAGGCGCGCCGGACAUCUACGUCAACAUCGCCAGCAUGAUCAACCUCACCUGCAUCGUCCGCCAUGCACCGUACCCGCCGGAAGCCAUCACCUGGUUUCACGACAACCAGACGAUCAGCUACACUUCGAAGCGCGGGGGCGUGAGCGUGGUGGAGGAGCGCGGCGAGACCACCACCAGCAUCCUCCUCCUGCAGAACGCGAGGGCGUCCGACUCCGGCGCCUUCACCUGCCAGCCCGAGGGCAUGGAGUCCGCCCAGGUCACCCUCCACGUCCUGGAAGGCGAGCGGGGUCCGGCAGCCAUGCAGACCAACUCCAGCGCCUCCGUCAACCUGUUCUUCACGGUCGUCGUUGUGGUAGCUAGUUUAGUAUCGGUAAUAGUCUCAUGAAGUGGAGUUUGAUCUUCACCUCCAUUGCAGAUUGUGACUGCAUAUUUAAGGUAUUUUUUCAAUAUUUAUGCGUGUUUUUUGGUGUGUAAUGGCAGUAUUUUGUACAUUUGGAUUUUUUUUUUUUUUCGUAAAAUGUAUUGCACUGUCAGAUUAUACAUAAAGGUUAUGAUGAGGGUUUAAUUAUGAUCUCAUCUGCACGAUACUUGGUUAGGACAUCGCAUUACAAAGAGAAAUUAGAACGUCGAAAAAAAAGCCUUUUCAUUCUAGACAUAUUUACUAAUUAGAAAACUUGUUUUUAUUAUUAUUAUUAACAUAUCUGACAGCAAUGCCAUUUCGUUUUUCUUUCCUCUCUCUUCCAUUUUUCGUUUUCUUGACAUAAACAAUACGAAACGUGAAGCAUUUAUCCUGAGCAUGAAUAAUGGCAUGACUUUGAAUGAAUUUACGGUCAGUGAUGUGCCAAAACUUUUUAAUGUCUAGUUUAAUGAGGUAAAUGUGAAUUCACCAGCAUACCUAAAGCGGUGUUUACUUGUUUUCAAAGAUGGAUUCAAUACAAAAUUAUAUAAAAAAAAUAAGAAAAUACAUAAAGAUUCGUUGGCAUAAAAUUGUUAUUAAUUUCAUUAUUAGUAUAUUUGAA